AGCGUUCGGACAAGACGACCAGACAUGGGACUUCCACAUAUGUCUAUGCUUCGUUUUCGUUCAUUAAUGGCGUUGACUUUUUGAAUUCUCUUGACCAUUCUUAUUUUUAUUUUUUUCAUUCUCCUCGAAGAUAGGAUCUUCAAUUUGUCUUCAAGCUCAACGUCGUUGAGGUUCGUUCUCUGCCAAAGUUCAUGACUUUAUGAUUCGAUCUGGUUACGCUGGAGCAUUAUUCUGAGAUGGAAGAUGGGAACCGUAGUUUCACAGUGGACGAAGCACUCGUGGAGAUGGGGUUUGGGAAGUUUCAACUCUGCGUCCUUGCUUACGCUGGAAUGGGUAUGGUUGCAGAAGCUAUGGAGAUGAUGCUCCUCUCUUUCGUUGGACCUGCUGUUCAAUCGCUUUGGAAUCUCUCUUCACGAGAGGAAAGCUUGAUAACUAGCGUCGUUUUUGCUGGUAUGCUCGUUGGAGCUUACUCUUGGGGUAUUGUUGCUGACAAACAUGGCCGCAGGAAAGGGUUUAUCAUAACUGCGGUGGUGACUUUCAUAGCUGGUUUCUUGAGCGCAUUUGCACCAAACUACACGUGGUUGAUCGUUCUCCGCUGUUUUGUUGGUCUCGGAUUGGGAGGAGGUCCUGUUCUCGUCUCCUGGUAUCUUGAAUUCAUCCCUGCACCAAACCGAGGGACUUGGAUGGUUAUUUUCUCAGGUUUCUGGACCGUUGGAACCAUCUUCGAGGCUUCCCUCGCUUGGUUAAUCAUGCCAAGUUUGGGUUGGAGGUGGUUACUUGCACUCUCAUCUAUACCGUCAUCGUUGCUUCUCAUGUUCUAUAAGUGGACGCCUGAGUCUCCUCGUUACUUAAUCCUACAAGGACGGAAAGCUGAAGCUCUUUCCAUAUUGGAGAUGAUUGCGAGAACUAACGGAACACAACUACCUAAGGGUGUACUCGCUACAGAGAUGGAAACGGAGAUGGAAGAGACUAUACACCUUCCAACAGAAAGCACUCAUCUUCUCAAGCCUGGUGAAGAAGUCGAAGAAGCUCCUCCUCCUCCUGUGUCCAAGAUUGUACUGAAAUCUGACAACAAGGGACCGUUACUAGUUCUUCUAUCUCCAGAGCUAAUCAAACGCACUUUGCUACUAUGGGUUGUGUUCUUUGGAAACGCCUUUGCUUACUACGGUGUUGUCCUUCUCACCACCGAGCUCAAAAUUUCUCAAAACAGUUGCUAUCCAAGUGAAAAAGGGUUAACACAUUCUUCAAAUGAUGUCAACUACAGAGAUGUUUUCAUCGCCAGUUUUGCAGAGUUUCCAGGACUACUUAUAUCAGCGGCAAUGGUGGACAGGCUCGGAAGAAAAGCAUCCAUGUCAUCAAUGCUAUUCAUGUGUUGCAUCUUCCUUCUUCCUCUGUUAACUCAUCAAUCUCCAACCUUAACCACCGCUCUUCUCUUCGGCGGCCGUAUCUGCAUCUCAGCGGCAUUCACUGUGGUUUACAUAUAUGCUCCUGAGAUAUAUCCAACGGUGGUGAGAACAACCGGUGUAGGAGUGGGGAGCUCGGUGGGGAGAAUAGGAGGAGUACUGUGUCCACUAGUGGCCGUUGGAUUGGUUCAUGGAUGCCAUCAGACAAUAGCUGUUCUUCUCUUUGAGAUUGUGAUUCUUGUCUCAGGAAUCUGCGUUUGUCUCUUCCCCUUUGAGACCAGUGGCCGUGAACUGACGGAUACAAUCUCUACGUCCAAAGAGUCCUCUUCAUCCUCCGUAUAGCCAACAAUUCUUUUGAUCACUGUAGAGUAGAAACAUGAUAUACGAUUCUCAUGUACACGGCAGUAUACUGUAUAAACUGCUUUGUUAAAACAAAAGACCCUUAAAACAAACUAUAGAGAUGUAUAAUGAACAUUUAAUGGAGAAAAAUGUAACAUUUCCAUUUUUAGUAUAUAUACACUAAGAGACUUUUUGAAAA
Messenger RNA from Raphanus sativus (radish), 1941 nucleotides. RefSeq names its product organic cation/carnitine transporter 7. Lineage: Eukaryota; Viridiplantae; Streptophyta; Magnoliopsida; Brassicales; Brassicaceae. Gene Ontology annotation, biological process: transmembrane transport. Gene Ontology annotation, molecular function: transmembrane transporter activity. Gene Ontology annotation, cellular component: membrane. The record is from RefSeq and is a predicted model, not a curated record. The transcript is spliced from 5 exons. Bases 237 to 1745 code for a protein of 502 amino acids.